CCUCAUGGGCUAUUGACCCGUAGCCCUUGCGGGCUACGGGUGUAAUUGUUAAUUAUCCCUUCGUAUUCAACUGUCGUUUUCCUUUUGUUACCGCGUUAGUCUUGUAGAGGACUGCAGUUAGUGGAAAAAAUAUUUGCGGAUAAUUAAUUUUGUCUUUUCUCAGAUCUCAGAAAUGGAAAAAAAAUAUUAUGGUAGCUUCUUUUGUUUGUGUCGUUCAACAUGGCCGCCUCACUUUAAAUUUCCCACCUUUUGUUCAAUUGACCAAUCACAAUCGCGAACGACCUCGGUUUGAAGGCUAACUGCCACUCAAUGUAUGCAAGAAGUACGCGAUCGAUCGAGUCAUUCGAUGUGUUCUGUUACUGGUUCUGCGGAGGAUUUUAGAUUUAUGGCGGGAAUUUAGUCGACACACCAACUUCAAUCUCUGAUUCUUCACGACGUUGGAAGCUGUUUUCCGCGAUGAGUUGGGCAAAGGAAGAAUGGAAGCAGGGAUUAACUGCGAACGUUCUUAAAAAUGUCUUUGAUCUCGAGCAGCGAUGUGAAACGUUGCAGAAAGAGAGCAAGCAGCGGCAGUUUCAAAUGGAGAGUCUACAGGCUGCUCUCGCAAAGCAGAAAAAGCUGACAGAAGACGAGAAAGCGAAUGCUUUGUCUUUCAAGAAGGAAAAUCAUUCCCUGAGUGAAUCUAUUCAAGAGUUAGAGCGAAGCCGGGAGAAGAAUUUACACGAUUUGAACGCCAAGGAAGGACAGAUUCGUUGCCUCGAUGGAAAGCUUUCUCGCUGUCAGCAGAUGCUGGAAGCUGAAACUGCCAGCAAUUUGCAGCUAAAGAACGAUCUAGAUCAUCUACAGCACGAUCAAAAUCAACUUGCGUCAAAAUUUGAAAAGCAAGCAGCUGAUUUCUCUAAACUGAAAGAAGCUAACAACCUUUUACAGAGACAGGUAGCAGGUCAUAGAGAGCAAGUGAGGGUAUUAGAAAAUCAAUUGAAAAGCCUUGGAGAGGAGCCAAAUUCAAGAGCAAAAACAAGUUCAUCUGGGUCAGAUUCAGAAGUCGAAUGUCAGUCUGGCCAAGAGAGCAAACUCAAGGAACUUCAAACAAACCUUGAGCAAGAGAGAGAACAACGUUGCAAGGUUGAGAAUGAACUUUGUCAACUUAAAGCCAAUGCUCCUAAAAUUAAUACUGAGGAAUCUCUUCCUUCCACUUCAGAAAUGAAAGACUCAACCUUGGAAGUUCAAUUACAAUCUAAAAUCACAGAACUAGUUACUGCAAAUGAAAAAAUAGCAGCAAAAGACGUUGAACUUCAAGAAAAGAUUACACAAUUGAAGGAGAUCUCAGAAUGCUUCCACAGAAAGGAGAAUGAAAUUUCAGAGAUGACUGCAAGGCUGGCAGAGAUCUCCAAGAUUAAAUCUCAAUUAGAUGAAGCAAAUGCUCAUGUAGAUGCCUUAGAAAAAAGAGCCAGACAGAGGGAACUGGAUAUGGACUGUCAGCGCCAUAAUUCGGAAGCUGUUAUCAAAGGAAUGGAUGAGAAAUUAAAGGAAAAAGAUAAAGAACACAGACAAGAGCUGCUUUCCCAGUCGCAGGCCAUUUAUGCAUUGGAAAAACAGUGUGCCGAUCUGGAGAAGGCGUCCAGUACUCUGCAGAAUAAGUUUGACAACAGUCAGAAGAUGAUAGAAGCAAAAGAACACGACAUUGUUAGGUUGAAAGCAAGCCUGAGUGAAGCAGAAAACAGAAGUAACCAACAGAGCACUCAUCAUGAUAACAGGUUCAUGGAAUUACAGCAAAAAGUAAAAGAGCAGCAGGAAGAAUAUGUCAAGAUAAAGCAGGAAUUAGAUGAAACCAAAGUGAUUCUAAGGGAAAAAGAGAUGAAAAUUACUCAUUUAAACAGAAGCAUAGAAGAGCUGAAUCACACCAUUCAAGAAAAGGAGAAAGAACUGAGUUUCAAAGAGAACGAAAUUCGGGAGGCUCAGGGUGAAGACAACAAAAAACUAGCAUCAGCAAUGGAUGGGAUUUCUCUGUUAAAGAAACAGAAAGCUGACAUGGAAGCAGAAAACCAGAAAACACUGCAGAAAAUCUCAGAUGAAGCUACCACAGCUGUAAAGGAGCUUGAACUUGAACGACAAGAAGUCGUGAAGCUAAAGGAAAGAGUGGUUUACUUGGAGAAUGUUGUUGCUGGCAAGGAGAAAGAAAGCCAGUAUAGUGAAGACUCCUACAAGAUGUUGUGUGGGAAGCUGGAAGCAGCAGAGAUAGAUUUGGCCAAUAGCAAGGUGGAAUGGGCCAAGGAGAAGACUGUUUGGGAGGAAAAAGAAAGAUCUUUACAGAGCACCCUUGAAGCAAUGAAGAAUGACUCCAAAGCUAUGCAACAUGACUACAAGAAAGCUUGUGAGCUAGCUGAUAUGAAGUCUGCCGAGACCACUGACUUGGUUGAUAAGCUAGAAUCAUCUCAGAAGCACGUGCGUGAGCUUCAACAAAGACUGAGUCGCACUGAGACAGUUCUGAAGGAAAAAGAAAGCUCUGUAAGCUUCAUGAUGCAAGAAAAAGAGGGAUGGUUGAAAGAACAAAAACGUCGAGAAGAAGAAGCAGAAAAGAAGAAGGAAGAGCUAGAACAAUUAUAUGCUGACAGAACAACAGAAACCGAGAGACUGAAAGAAGUAUUAGAGUCUGCCAACGUGAAAUUGGAUGCAUCUAUGGCUAAAUGCACAGAAAAAGAAACUGAGAUGCAAAAACUGUCUACAACACUAGGAAAUGUCGAAUCGCAGUGUCAGGAACUACAAAAUUCUCUGCAAACAUAUGAAGAAAAUUUGACAAACAGUAAAGAAAUGUUGAAGAGGAAAGAGGUUCAUAUUCAGGAAAUCUCAGUUGAGUUAGAAUCAAAGGAGAAAGUUUUAUGUGAGUUGAAGCAGCAAAAUACAGAGACUCUAGCAAAACUGAAUGAAUUAGAGAAAGUUCACAGUUUCCUUAAAGUACAAAAAGAUGAAGAUCUCAAACUUAUUACGAGCAAGGAUGAAGAAAUUGCAUCAUUAGUGAAAGAGCUUAACGAGAUUCAAGGUGUUACUGAGAAGAAACUUGCCGAGAUAAAUGAACAGUCCAUUGCAACCCGGAAUGAGAUUGUGUUCUUGCAAGAAAACAAAGCAAACUUGGAAACAUUACUUCAGAACAGGGAGGUAGAGUUGUCAGCAGUCAAACAAGAAUCGAAGAGCUGCAGUGAAGAACUGGCCUUACUUCAGCAGCGUCUUGCAUCACAGGAGGAACUGGCUAAGGAAACUGGAAACGAAAAUGCAAAGUUGAUUAUUGAUCACAAACAAAUGUCUGAUGUUCUGACUACCACCAAAGCAGAGUUAGACGAAGUUUCCAAGAAUCUUAGACAACUGCAAUCUAAACAUCAGUCUGUUCUAGAACAGAAUAAUCUGGAAUUAGAGCAACUUAAGAGAGAAGAGGCAAGCUUGAAGGAAAGACUUAAACAAGUAAGUACUGUUGCAGAGAGUAAAACAGAGGAGUUAAAGACCAUCACAACUCAGUUCGAAGCUGCAGAAGCAGAGAGAAUAGAGUUAAGCUCCAUGCUAGAUGAACUUUGUAACACUAAUUUCAAAUUGGAGGAUCAAGUUACAGAGAAGACCACUCAACUGGAGAAAGUAACGGAAGUUAUUAAAACAAAGGAUGAAGAGCUGUUGAACCAAUCAAAGAUUAUAACUACCCUUGAGAAAGCUAAGGCUGAGGGUGAAGGAAGGAUUAAGGAACAAUGUACUCUACUAGAAGGCCAAGUGUCUUCGUUACAGGAGAAGUGCUCUCAGUUAGAAGUAUGUAUUGAAAACAAAAAUAAUGAGGUUAGCAGUGCAGUAGAAAAGACACAUCAGCUAACUAGUGAGCUGCUUAAUCUCCAAGAUGAGCUUGCAUCAAAAGGAGAGCUGAUUGAAGGAAUGGAGAAAGAGAAGGCAGCACUAGCAGAAAAUCUCCAGUACAAAACAACAGCCCUUGAAAAUAAGGAAAGAGAAUUGAAAGACGUUUCUGACAGUCUUCUGGACUUAAAAACAAAUGGACAAUCAGUUCAUGAGACAACACUUACAGAACUAGAAACCAUCACGAGAGAAGCUGCUUGUGUAACAGAGAAAUUCAAGCAAAGUGCUCUGGCCAUCGAGAUGAAAGAUCAAGAGCUUGAGAACUUAAGAAAGCAGCUUCAAAAUGUAGACAAGGAGAAACAAGAUUUGAGUGUAGAGUCACAGGCACUCCAUGACAAGAAUGUACAACUGACACAGAAGAUUUCAGACCUUCAGAACAACAUGGAGCAAAGUGCUGCAGCUAUUGACAUGAAAGAUCAAGAGGUUCAGAGCAUAACAAAGCAACUUCAAAUCGCACAGGAGGAAAAAGAAACCCUCGGUUCUGAGACACAACAACUCCAUGACAAGAAUGCAGUCCUGGCAGAAACGAUUGCCAAACUCCAGAACAAUGUGGAAAGGAUAUCAAGUGUGCUGCAAGGCAAGGAGGAAGAAUUAUUGACGAAGUCCUGUAAGCUGAAGGAAAUGGAAACUUCUGGUGACCAACAGAUGACAGAGUUGGAAGGCAAGUGUUCAGCUCAAGAAAGUAAGANUGGAUGGUUCUCAGAAUCUCUUCCUUCCACUUCAGAAAUGAAAGACUCAACCUUGGAAGUUCAAUUACAAUCUAAAAUCACAGAACUAGUUACUGCAAAUGAAAAAAUAGCAGCAAAAGACGUUGAACUUCAAGAAAAGAUUACACAAUUGAAGGAGAUCUCAGAAUGCUUCCACAGAAAGGAGAAUGAAAUUUCAGAGAUGACUGCAAGGCUGGCAGAGAUCUCCAAGAUUAAAUCUCAAUUAGAUGAAGCAAAUGCUCAUGUAGAUGCCUUAGAAAAAAGAGCCAGACAGAGGGAACUGGAUAUGGACUGUCAGCGCCAUAAUUCGGAAGCUGUUAUCAAAGGAAUGGAUGAGAAAUUAAAGGAAAAAGAUAAAGAACACAGACAAGAGCUGCUUUCCCAGUCGCAGGCCAUUUAUGCAUUGGAAAAACAGUGUGCCGAUCUGGAGAAGGCGUCCAGUACUCUGCAGAAUAAGUUUGACAACAGUCAGAAGAUGAUAGAAGCAAAAGAACACGACAUUGUUAGGUUGAAAGCAAGCCUGAGUGAAGCAGAAAACAGAAGUAACCAACAGAGCACUCAUCAUGAUAACAGGUUCAUGGAAUUACAGCAAAAAGUAAAAGAGCAGCAGGAAGAAUAUGUCAAGAUAAAGCAGGAAUUAGAUGAAACCAAAGUGAUUCUAAGGGAAAAAGAGAUGAAAAUUACUCAUUUAAACAGAAGCAUAGAAGAGCUGAAUCACACCAUUCAAGAAAAGGAGAAAGAACUGAGUUUCAAAGAGAACGAAAUUCGGGAGGCUCAGGGUGAAGACAACAAAAAACUAGCAUCAGCAAUGGAUGGGAUUUCUCUGUUAAAGAAACAGAAAGCUGACAUGGAAGCAGAAAACCAGAAAACACUGCAGAAAAUCUCAGAUGAAGCUACCACAGCUGUAAAGGAGCUUGAACUUGAACGACAAGAAGUCGUGAAGCUAAAGGAAAGAGUGGUUUACUUGGAGAAUGUUGUUGCUGGCAAGGAGAAAGAAAGCCAGUAUAGUGAAGACUCCUACAAGAUGUUGUGUGGGAAGCUGGAAGCAGCAGAGAUAGAUUUGGCCAAUAGCAAGGUGGAAUGGGCCAAGGAGAAGACUGUUUGGGAGGAAAAAGAAAGAUCUUUACAGAGCACCCUUGAAGCAAUGAAGAAUGACUCCAAAGCUAUGCAACAUGACUACAAGAAAGCUUGUGAGCUAGCUGAUAUGAAGUCUGCCGAGACCACUGACUUGGUUGAUAAGCUAGAAUCAUCUCAGAAGCACGUGCGUGAGCUUCAACAAAGACUGAGUCGCACUGAGACAGUUCUGAAGGAAAAAGAAAGCUCUGUAAGCUUCAUGAUGCAAGAAAAAGAGGGAUGGUUGAAAGAACAAAAACGUCGAGAAGAAGAAGCAGAAAAGAAGAAGGAAGAGCUAGAACAAUUAUAUGCUGACAGAACAACAGAAACCGAGAGACUGAAAGAAGUAUUAGAGUCUGCCAACGUGAAAUUGGAUGCAUCUAUGGCUAAAUGCACAGAAAAAGAAACUGAGAUGCAAAAACUGUCUACAACACUAGGAAAUGUCGAAUCGCAGUGUCAGGAACUACAAAAUUCUCUGCAAACAUAUGAAGAAAAUUUGACAAACAGUAAAGAAAUGUUGAAGAGGAAAGAGGUUCAUAUUCAGGAAAUCUCAGUUGAGUUAGAAUCAAAGGAGAAAGUUUUAUGUGAGUUGAAGCAGCAAAAUACAGAGACUCUAGCAAAACUGAAUGAAUUAGAGAAAGUUCACAGUUUCCUUAAAGUACAAAAAGAUGAAGAUCUCAAACUUAUUACGAGCAAGGAUGAAGAAAUUGCAUCAUUAGUGAAAGAGCUUAACGAGAUUCAAGGUGUUACUGAGAAGAAACUUGCCGAGAUAAAUGAACAGUCCAUUGCAACCCGGAAUGAGAUUGUGUUCUUGCAAGAAAACAAAGCAAACUUGGAAACAUUACUUCAGAACAGGGAGGUAGAGUUGUCAGCAGUCAAACAAGAAUCGAAGAGCUGCAGUGAAGAACUGGCCUUACUUCAGCAGCGUCUUGCAUCACAGGAGGAACUGGCUAAGGAAACUGGAAACGAAAAUGCAAAGUUGAUUAUUGAUCACAAACAAAUGUCUGAUGUUCUGACUACCACCAAAGCAGAGUUAGACGAAGUUUCCAAGAAUCUUAGACAACUGCAAUCUAAACAUCAGUCUGUUCUAGAACAGAAUAAUCUGGAAUUAGAGCAACUUAAGAGAGAAGAGGCAAGCUUGAAGGAAAGACUUAAACAAGUAAGUACUGUUGCAGAGAGUAAAACAGAGGAGUUAAAGACCAUCACAACUCAGUUCGAAGCUGCAGAAGCAGAGAGAAUAGAGUUAAGCUCCAUGCUAGAUGAACUUUGUAACACUAAUUUCAAAUUGGAGGAUCAAGUUACAGAGAAGACCACUCAACUGGAGAAAGUAACGGAAGUUAUUAAAACAAAGGAUGAAGAGCUGUUGAACCAAUCAAAGAUUAUAACUACCCUUGAGAAAGCUAAGGCUGAGGGUGAAGGAAGGAUUAAGGAACAAUGUACUCUACUAGAAGGCCAAGUGUCUUCGUUACAGGAGAAGUGCUCUCAGUUAGAAGUAUGUAUUGAAAACAAAAAUAAUGAGGUUAGCAGUGCAGUAGAAAAGACACAUCAGCUAACUAGUGAGCUGCUUAAUCUCCAAGAUGAGCUUGCAUCAAAAGGAGAGCUGAUUGAAGGAAUGGAGAAAGAGAAGGCAGCACUAGCAGAAAAUCUCCAGUACAAAACAACAGCCCUUGAAAAUAAGGAAAGAGAAUUGAAAGACGUUUCUGACAGUCUUCUGGACUUAAAAACAAAUGGACAAUCAGUUCAUGAGACAACACUUACAGAACUAGAAACCAUCACGAGAGAAGCUGCUUGUGUAACAGAGAAAUUCAAGCAAAGUGCUCUGGCCAUCGAGAUGAAAGAUCAAGAGCUUGAGAACUUAAGAAAGCAGCUUCAAAAUGUAGACAAGGAGAAACAAGAUUUGAGUGUAGAGUCACAGGCACUCCAUGACAAGAAUGUACAACUGACACAGAAGAUUUCAGACCUUCAGAACAACAUGGAGCAAAGUGCUGCAGCUAUUGACAUGAAAGAUCAAGAGGUUCAGAGCAUAACAAAGCAACUUCAAAUCGCACAGGAGGAAAAAGAAACCCUCGGUUCUGAGACACAACAACUCCAUGACAAGAAUGCAGUCCUGGCAGAAACGAUUGCCAAACUCCAGAACAAUGUGGAAAGGAUAUCAAGUGUGCUGCAAGGCAAGGAGGAAGAAUUAUUGACGAAGUCCUGUAAGCUGAAGGAAAUGGAAACUUCUGGUGACCAACAGAUGACAGAGUUGGAAGGCAAGUGUUCAGCUCAAGAAAGUAAGAUCACAUCAUUAGAACAAAAGUGUGCUCAGUUAGAGGCUUGCAUAGAGAGUAAGAAUGAAGAACUUGGCAGAACAAUGGCGUUACAAUUGGAAUUAUCUUCCAAAAUGUGCACACUACAAGAGGUGGUGGCAGGCAAUGAAGAGUCUAUGAAGGGUGUGGAGGAAGAACGGAACAGCAUGAAACAGAAGUUUGAACAACAACAAGUGGUCAUUGAAGAUAAGGAUGCGAAAUUUAGAGAAAUACGUGAACGUUUGGAAGAAGAGAAGGAUAAAAGUCAUCAGGUUGUUGAGUGCUAUCAGAAAGAAGUGAGAGAUUUGAAGAAUGAACUGGCUUUGCUGAGAGAAAAGAUUGAAAAAUUGAACUUUGUUGUUGAAAUGAAAGACCAAGAUGUUGAAUCAAUGUGUGAACAGUUAGAAGUUGCAACAGAAGAAAAGAGAGCUUUGGGCUCAAAACUGGAUGAACUUGCUGUGCAAUGUAAGCUACUGGAGGAAAAGAAUGCUCAAAUGGCAAAAAGUAGUGAACAUUUGUCAAACAUUCUCAAAAGCAAGAACGAAGAACUAGCUGAGAAAAGCCAAGAGAUAGAGGAACUUUAUAAAAAUGAAAGCAGCGAGAAAAUAUCUGAGUUACAAAGCCAGAACACUUCUCAAGGAGAAACAAUUGCCUCGUUACAAGAGAAAUGUAGCCAGCAGGAGUCUGUUAUUCAAAGCAAACAACUCACAAUCAUUGCUUUGGAAGCUAAUGUACAGGAGCUAACUGAAAAAGUCUGCCAACUUCAAGAGACGCUAGCAGAAUCUAGUGAUCAGGUGCGCAAAGGGAAAGAAGAAAAUGAUGCAUUGCUGAUUAAACUGGAUCAGAGUUCAACAGCUCUUGACCACAAAGAAAAGCAAGUGAAAGAAAGUUUGGAGUUGUUAGAAGUCGAGAGAAGCAAGCAGCAGUCAGAAUCAGAUGCGCAUUGCUUGAAAACAGAAACCCUCAAAGAAGAAGUUGUGUCACUGUCAGAAAGACUUGAAAAAGUGAGUGCUGUUGUUGAGGUUAAAGACCAAGAAAUAAUGGCCAUGAUUCAAAAGCUGAAAGUAGCAGAAGAGGAAAAGGCAGGACUCGCAAAUAAACUAGAUGAAGGAAGUUGCUUAAGCUCCACCUUGCAGGAGAAAAAUGCGGAUUUGGAAAACAAGCUGGAGCAGUUAUCUAAAGUACUAAAAACCAAUCAGGAAGAACUGACCGGUAAAUGCCAGCUGAUUGAAGAGUUACAGGCAGGAAGUGGAAAAGAACUAGCUGAAUUGAAAGAACAAGAUGUAGCACAAAAGAGUCAACUCUCACAGUUACAAGAAAAGUGUAGUCAUUUAGAAGCGUGCAUCGAUAGUAAAGAAUCAGAGUUGAAUGAUCUCCGUUGUAAAAUUGAAGCAUCUGAGAAUCUAGCUGAGGUAGAAGUUUCAAGUUUGACAGAAAAAUUGGAAAACACAGAAAUGGAGUUGAAAAGAAAAGGGUGUUCAGAAGAAGAACUUAUCGGCAAGCUUGCAGACAGAGAAAAUCAACUUGAAGAAGCAAACAACAUGGUUCGUCAGCAGCGUGAAGACAUACGGCAAUUAGAAACACAGAAGGAAAUGUUACAGAUGGAUCUAGAGGACAAGGAUUCUUUUAUUGAGUCACUAAACAAAAAGGUUGAACUCUUGGAAGGAGCAAUGUUGGAACUGAAGAAGAAGGUUUCCGAAAAGGAAGAGUUAAAUGAUUCCCUGAGAAGUGAACUUGCAGCUCUAUCCAGUCAACUCACUGCAAGUCUGUCAAAUGAGGAACAGAAGGAGACGAAUGUGUCACAACUUAUGCAAAAUAUCCAGACUUUGGAAGCUCAGUUGUUGGCCGAAACCAAGAAAAGUGGUACUCUUUCAGAGGAGCUACAGAGUGUGCAGGAAAUUCUGGAUAACAAACUUGUUACACUUGAAGAACAAGUGGGUGAAAUACAAGAACUAAAAGAGAACAAGAUUGCAAAUGAAGAUAAAGUGUCUAAACUCCAAAAUCAACUUGAUGUACUGGACAAGACUCUCACUAAAGCACAAAGUGACAGACUGGAGCUGGAACAGCUGCUGAGAACUGCUGAAUUGAAACAUGAAGAAGGUAUUAAGCGAAUGGAGGAAGAUAGGGAAUCUAAAGCCCUGGAACAGUGCAAAUUCUUGCGACAAAAAUCUGAAGAGUGUUCUUCGGCACUUGAGCAGCUUGAGAAAAGUAGGGAGGAGAUUGAACGACUAAAAGAGACAGUUGUGCUCCUUGAAAAUGUUUCAGCCACCAAAGACCAAGAGAAAACGAAGAUGGAAGAGUCUUAUGAAGCCUUGAGAGAGCAGAUGCAAAAGAGAGAGGAAGAGUUGAUAAGAACUUGUAAAGAUCUUGAAGAGGAGAAAUCGUCACUUCUUGAAAAGUCCAGAGAUUACCAAGCAGCAAUGGAAGCUUCAAAACAGGAGUGCAAAGUUUACCAGCAAGACUGUAAAAAAGCAUGUGAGCUGGCAGACUUAAAAGGCCAGGAUUACAGAGAUGUGGUUGACAAACUGGAUGACUCACAGAAGCAUCUACUGGAAACACGUCACCAACUUUCUCGUGCUGAAAAGACAUUGAAAGAAGUUGAAGAUGGGAUGCGAAAAGUGAACGAAGAGAAGGCCGAGCUAUCUGAGCAGAUGAAUCAACAAAAGGAAGAAUUUGAAGCUAGGAUAGAAGAGUUAAGGCGUGAGAUCGGCACCGGUCAAGACAAAAUGUCAGAACUCAGAAGACAAGUGGAAAGAAGUGAAGCAAUGUAUAGAGGUGUGGAAACCGAGAAGCAUGAGGUUGAACAAAUGUUGAAGCACGCAAAAGAAGAACUCUGUAAAGCUGAGAAAAAAAAAAGAGCCAGACAGAGGGAACUGGAUAUGGACUGUCAGCGCCAUAAUUCGGAAGCUGUUAUCAAAGGAAUGGAUGAGAAAUUAAAGGAAAAAGAUAAAGAACACAGACAAGAGCUGCUUUCCCAGUCGCAGGCCAUUUAUGCAUUGGAAAAACAGUGUGCCGAUCUGGAGAAGGCGUCCAGUACUCUGCAGAAUAAGUUUGACAACAGUCAGAAGAUGAUAGAAGCAAAAGAACACGACAUUGUUAGGUUGAAAGCAAGCCUGAGUGAAGCAGAAAACAGAAGUAACCAACAGAGCACUCAUCAUGAUAACAGGUUCAUGGAAUUACAGCAAAAAGUAAAAGAGCAGCAGGAAGAAUAUGUCAAGAUAAAGCAGGAAUUAGAUGAAACCAAAGUGAUUCUAAGGGAAAAAGAGAUGAAAAUUACUCAUUUAAACAGAAGCAUAGAAGAGCUGAAUCACACCAUUCAAGAAAAGGAGAAAGAACUGAGUUUCAAAGAGAACGAAAUUCGGGAGGCUCAGGGUGAAGACAACAAAAAACUAGCAUCAGCAAUGGAUGGGAUUUCUCUGUUAAAGAAACAGAAAGCUGACAUGGAAGCAGAAAACCAGAAAACACUGCAGAAAAUCUCAGAUGAAGCUACCACAGCUGUAAAGGAGCUUGAACUUGAACGACAAGAAGUCGUGAAGCUAAAGGAAAGAGUGGUUUACUUGGAGAAUGUUGUUGCUGGCAAGGAGAAAGAAAGCCAGUAUAGUGAAGACUCCUACAAGAUGUUGUGUGGGAAGCUGGAAGCAGCAGAGAUAGAUUUGGCCAAUAGCAAGGUGGAAUGGGCCAAGGAGAAGACUGUUUGGGAGGAAAAAGAAAGAUCUUUACAGAGCACCCUUGAAGCAAUGAAGAAUGACUCCAAAGCUAUGCAACAUGACUACAAGAAAGCUUGUGAGCUAGCUGAUAUGAAGUCUGCCGAGACCACUGACUUGGUUGAUAAGCUAGAAUCAUCUCAGAAGCACGUGCGUGAGCUUCAACAAAGACUGAGUCGCACUGAGACAGUUCUGAAGGAAAAAGAAAGCUCUGUAAGCUUCAUGAUGCAAGAAAAAGAGGGAUGGUUGAAAGAACAAAAACGUCGAGAAGAAGAAGCAGAAAAGAAGAAGGAAGAGCUAGAACAAUUAUAUGCUGACAGAACAACAGAAACCGAGAGACUGAAAGAAGUAUUAGAGUCUGCCAACGUGAAAUUGGAUGCAUCUAUGGCUAAAUGCACAGAAAAAGAAACUGAGAUGCAAAAACUGUCUACAACACUAGGAAAUGUCGAAUCGCAGUGUCAGGAACUACAAAAUUCUCUGCAAACAUAUGAAGAAAAUUUGACAAACAGUAAAGAAAUGUUGAAGAGGAAAGAGGUUCAUAUUCAGGAAAUCUCAGUUGAGUUAGAAUCAAAGGAGAAAGUUUUAUGUGAGUUGAAGCAGCAAAAUACAGAGACUCUAGCAAAACUGAAUGAAUUAGAGAAAGUUCACAGUUUCCUUAAAGUACAAAAAGAUGAAGAUCUCAAACUUAUUACGAGCAAGGAUGAAGAAAUUGCAUCAUUAGUGAAAGAGCUUAACGAGAUUCAAGGUGUUACUGAGAAGAAACUUGCCGAGAUAAAUGAACAGUCCAUUGCAACCCGGAAUGAGAUUGUGUUCUUGCAAGAAAACAAAGCAAACUUGGAAACAUUACUUCAGAACAGGGAGGUAGAGUUGUCAGCAGUCAAACAAGAAUCGAAGAGCUGCAGUGAAGAACUGGCCUUACUUCAGCAGCGUCUUGCAUCACAGGAGGAACUGGCUAAGGAAACUGGAAACGAAAAUGCAAAGUUGAUUAUUGAUCACAAACAAAUGUCUGAUGUUCUGACUACCACCAAAGCAGAGUUAGACGAAGUUUCCAAGAAUCUUAGACAACUGCAAUCUAAACAUCAGUCUGUUCUAGAACAGAAUAAUCUGGAAUUAGAGCAACUUAAGAGAGAAGAGGCAAGCUUGAAGGAAAGACUUAAACAAGUAAGUACUGUUGCAGAGAGUAAAACAGAGGAGUUAAAGACCAUCACAACUCAGUCGAAUAGGAUUAAGGAACAAUGUACUCUACUAGAAGGCCAAGUGUCUUCGUUACAGGAGAAGUGCUCUCAGUUAGAAGUAUGUAUUGAAAACAAAAAUAAUGAGGUUAGCAGUGCAGUAGAAAAGACACAUCAGCUAACUAGUGAGCUGCUUAAUCUCCAAGAUGAGCUUGCAUCAAAAGGAGAGCUGAUUGAAGGAAUGGAGAAAGAGAAGGCAGCACUAGCAGAAAAUCUCCAGUACAAAACAACAGCCCUUGAAAAUAAGGAAAGAGAAUUGAAAGACGUUUCUGACAGUCUUCUGGACUUAAAAACAAAUGGACAAUCAGUUCAUGAGACAACACUUACAGAACUAGAAACCAUCACGAGAGAAGCUGCUUGUGUAACAGAGAAAUUCAAGCAAAGUGCUCUGGCCAUCGAGAUGAAAGAUCAAGAGCUUGAGAACUUAAGAAAGCAGCUUCAAAAUGUAGACAAGGAGAAACAAGAUUUGAGUGUAGAGUCACAGGCACUCCAUGACAAGAAUGUACAACUGACACAGAAGAUUUCAGACCUUCAGAACAACAUGGAGCAAAGUGCUGCAGCUAUUGACAUGAAAGAUCAAGAGGUUCAGAGCAUAACAAAGCAACUUCAAAUCGCACAGGAGGAAAAAGAAACCCUCGGUUCUGAGACACAACAACUCCAUGACAAGAAUGCAGUCCUGGCAGAAACGAUUGCCAAACUCCAGAACAAUGUGGAAAGGAUAUCAAGUGUGCUGCAAGGCAAGGAGGAAGAAUUAUUGACGAAGUCCUGUAAGCUGAAGGAAAUGGAAACUUCUGGUGACCAACAGAUGACAGAGUUGGAAGGCAAGUGUUCAGCUCAAGAAAGUAAGAUCACAUCAUUAGAACAAAAGUGUGCUCAGUUAGAGGCUUGCAUAGAGAGUAAGAAUGAAGAACUUGGCAGAACAAUGGCGUUACAAUUGGAAUUAUCUUCCAAAAUGUGCACACUACAAGAGGUGGUGGCAGGCAAUGAAGAGUCUAUGAAGGGUGUGGAGGAAGAACGGAACAGCAUGAAACAGAAGUUUGAACAACAACAAGUGGUCAUUGAAGAUAAGGAUGCGAAAUUUAGAGAAAUACGUGAACGUUUGGAAGAAGAGAAGGAUAAAAGUCAUCAGGUUGUUGAGUGCUAUCAGAAAGAAGUGAGAGAUUUGAAGAAUGAACUGGCUUUGCUGAGAGAAAAGAUUGAAAAAUUGAACUUUGUUGUUGAAAUGAAAGACCAAGAUGUUGAAUCAAUGUGUGAACAGUUAGAAGUUGCAACAGAAGAAAAGAGAGCUUUGGGCUCAAAACUGGAUGAACUUGCUGUGCAAUGUAAGCUACUGGAGGAAAAGAAUGCUCAAAUGGCAAAAAGUAGUGAACAUUUGUCAAACAUUCUCAAAAGCAAGAACGAAGAACUAGCUGAGAAAAGCCAAGAGAUAGAGGAACUUUAUAAAAAUGAAAGCAGCGAGAAAAUAUCUGAGUUACAAAGCCAGAACACUUCUCAAGGAGAAACAAUUGCCUCGUUACAAGAGAAAUGUAGCCAGCAGGAGUCUGUUAUUCAAAGCAAACAACUCACAAUCAUUGCUUUGGAAGCUAAUGUACAGGAGCUAACUGAAAAAGUCUGCCAACUUCAAGAGACGCUAGCAGAAUCUAGUGAUCAGGUGCGCAAAGGGAAAGAAGAAAAUGAUGCAUUGCUGAUUAAACUGGAUCAGAGUUCAACAGCUCUUGACCACAAAGAAAAGCAAGUGAAAGAAAGUUUGGAGUUGUUAGAAGUCGAGAGAAGCAAGCAGCAGUCAGAAUCAGAUGCGCAUUGCUUGAAAACAGAAACCCUCAAAGAAGAAGUUGUGUCACUGUCAGAAAGACUUGAAAAAGUGAGUGCUGUUGUUGAGGUUAAAGACCAAGAAAUAAUGGCCAUGAUUCAAAAGCUGAAAGUAGCAGAAGAGGAAAAGGCAGGACUCGCAAAUAAACUAGAUGAAGGAAGUUGCUUAAGCUCCACCUUGCAGGAGAAAAAUGCGGAUUUGGAAAACAAGCUGGAGCAGUUAUCUAAAGUACUAAAAACCAAUCAGGAAGAACUGACCGGUAAAUGCCAGCUGAUUGAAGAGUUACAGGCAGGAAGUGGAAAAGAACUAGCUGAAUUGAAAGAACAAGAUGUAGCACAAAAGAGUCAACUCUCACAGUUACAAGAAAAGUGUAGUCAUUUAGAAGCGUGCAUCGAUAGUAAAGAAUCAGAGUUGAAUGAUCUCCGUUGUAAAAUUGAAGCAUCUGAGAAUCUAGCUGAGGUAGAAGUUUCAAGUUUGACAGAAAAAUUGGAAAACACAGAAAUGGAGUUGAAAAGAAAAGGGUGUUCAGAAGAAGAACUUAUCGGCAAGCUUGCAGACAGAGAAAAUCAACUUGAAGAAGCAAACAACAUGGUUCGUCAGCAGCGUGAAGACAUACGGCAAUUAGAAACACAGAAGGAAAUGUUACAGAUGGAUCUAGAGGACAAGGAUUCUUUUAUUGAGUCACUAAACAAAAAGGUUGAACUCUUGGAAGGAGCAAUGUUGGAACUGAAGAAGAAGGUUUCCGAAAAGGAAGAGUUAAAUGAUUCCCUGAGAAGUGAACUUGCAGCUCUAUCCAGUCAACUCACUGCAAGUCUGUCAAAUGAGGAACAGAAGGAGACGAAUGUGUCACAACUUAUGCAAAAUAUCCAGACUUUGGAAGCUCAGUUGUUGGCCGAAACCAAGAAAAGUGGUACUCUUUCAGAGGAGCUACAGAGUGUGCAGGAAAUUCUGGAUAACAAACUUGUUACACUUGAAGAACAAGUGGGUGAAAUACAAGAACUAAAAGAGAACAAGAUUGCAAAUGAAGAUAAAGUGUCUAAACUCCAAAAUCAACUUGAUGUACUGGACAAGACUCUCACUAAAGCACAAAGUGACAGACUGGAGCUGGAACAGCUGCUGAGAACUGCUGAAUUGAAACAUGAAGAAGGUAUUAAGCGAAUGGAGGAAGAUAGGGAAUCUAAAGCCCUGGAACAGUGCAAAUUCUUGCGACAAAAAUCUGAAGAGUGUUCUUCGGCACUUGAGCAGCUUGAGAAAAGUAGGGAGGAGAUUGAACGACUAAAAGAGACAGUUGUGCUCCUUGAAAAUGUUUCAGCCACCAAAGACCAAGAGAAAACGAAGAUGGAAGAGUCUUAUGAAGCCUUGAGAGAGCAGAUGCAAAAGAGAGAGGAAGAGUUGAUAAGAACUUGUAAAGAUCUUGAAGAGGAGAAAUCGUCACUUCUUGAAAAGUCCAGAGAUUACCAAGCAGCAAUGGAAGCUUCAAAACAGGAGUGCAAAGUUUACCAGCAAGACUGUAAAAAAGCAUGUGAGCUGGCAGACUUAAAAGGCCAGGAUUACAGAGAUGUGGUUGACAAACUGGAUGACUCACAGAAGCAUCUACUGGAAACACGUCACCAACUUUCUCGUGCUGAAAAGACAUUGAAAGAAGUUGAAGAUGGGAUGCGAAAAGUGAACGAAGAGAAGGCCGAGCUAUCUGAGCAGAUGAAUCAACAAAAGGAAGAAUUUGAAGCUAGGAUAGAAGAGUUAAGGCGUGAGAUCGGCACCGGUCAAGACAAAAUGUCAGAACUCAGAAGACAAGUGGAAAGAAGUGAAGCAAUGUAUAGAGGUGUGGAAACCGAGAAGCAUGAGGUUGAACAAAUGUUGAAGCACGCAAAAGAAGAACUCUGUAAAGCUGAGAAAAAGUUACAGUCCUUUGUUAGUGACAAAGAUGAGAUAGAAGUAAUGGGGAGAAUCAAAGAGGAAAGUGAAAAGAUGAUCAGUAUUCUUCAGGAUCAGGUGCAGUCUUUGGAGGCCAGCAAAGGCGAACUGAAAUCCGAUUUAGAAGACACGAAGAAAGAGUUGACCGAUCUUCAAGAUGAUUUACGUCACAUGGAAGCUCAGCAUACCUCGGCAAUGGCCUUAAAAGAUUCCGAGCUUGACGAAACGAGAGAAAAAGUGAAAGAAAAAGAGCAGCUUGCCAACAAUUUGGUGGAGAAGUUACAGAGAGAGAUUGAUUGCUGUCAGGGAAAAGUUCAGGAGGCAGAAAGUAAAAUUGCAGACCUCUUGUCAGAGAAGCAAGAAUGGUGUUCAGUGUUGGACAAGAAAACUGCAGAGGUGGCUCAGUUGUCUACCCAAAACAGUGAACUGGAACAUGCUUGUGAAGAGUUAAAACGAGUGAAAGAGAGUUUGAAGGAGAGACUAGCCAGGCAGAACAAUGAAUUAGCAGAAGUGUCCCUCAAGAAGGGAAGACUUGAGGAAGAGUUGCGUGUUGUUAGAAUGGAACUGGAAAUGACAAGUAAACAGUCAGUGGAUGACAUGAGAAAACAUGAAGAGGACAAAGGAGAGAAGGACAAAGAGUUAGAGAAGCUACAGAACCUGCUAAAGGCGAGAUGUUCUCAGGUGGAAAAACUUCAAAGAAAUCUUAGUGAGCAAACUGAAAAGCUCGAGUCUUUCAAGAGCCAAGUCAGUUCACUGACAGAUGAACUGGUUACUCUCAAGGCAAAGCAUGAACAAUGUCAGCAGAAAGAGGAUGGAUCAAGUGAUCUGCAGGAACAAAUCGUGCAGUUGAAGCAUUCAUUGCUCCGAGAACAAUCAAACAACGAAGCCGUGAUGCGCGCAUUUCAAGAACAAGAAAAGCAAUGGGAAGAGGAGAAAACAAAGAUAUUGUCGUCAUUGAAGAAUAGUUCGGCAAAUGCCGAGUCAUUGAUUGCAGAAGAAAACGUCAGUUUGAAAAGAACACUAGAUGAGUUGCAAAGAGACCUCAAUACCAGGGAACAAGAACACACAGAGAUACUUCAACAGACAGAAAGGCGAGCUUCUUCAGCUGCUAACUUGAAACUGGAUCUUCAAACCAAAAUAAGAGCACUUGAAUCCCAAUGUGAAGAACUGAAGUACAAAUUGGUACAGAAAGGCGAAGAGAUCUUUGAGAAGGAUGAGUGUUUAAAGAAGACAAAUCUUGAAGUCAGCAGGCUUGAGGCUAAGUAUGUUGCAGCAGAAGAGGUUGAGCGUGAGUUGCGGCAUCACUUGGGAGAGGUUACCCAGCAGCUGGAGUGGAGCAAAGAAAAUAAAUCUGAAACAGUUCUAGAAGGAUACAGAGAUGAGGAAACUGAUCAGCAAAACCUAAAGGAGGCUUUGAAUGCAGCUAAAAGAGAGCUUGCAGUUCUGAGAGCAGAAAAGCAAGAGCAAGAUCGUGAAAGCCUUGAAGAUCAGAGACGAGAAAUUGUUGAAGCAGCCAAGCAGUUCGCCUUGCAGCAAGAAGAGAGAUUCAGCAAGAAGAUUGAGAAUCUAGAGCAUAAACUGGCAGCAAAAAAUGACGAGCUACAAGAUAUGGAAUCGGCUGUGCAACAGCUGCGGCAUGAUCUCAAAACGGUUCAACAUGAAAAGGAUGUUCUUAUAGAAGCGGCAGAUGAGAGGGACAGAGAACAUGAUGCAGAAAGAAAAUUAUGGAGUUCAGGAAGUUACAGUUAUGAGAAAAUUCAACAAUUUAUCUCCGAUUUAGAAGAGGAACGACAAAACGUGACUCAGCUACAGGAAAAAUGCAGCAGGCUAGAAGAGAAACUGAAAGAACUGAGAAACGUGAACUCUUCACUACAAAAGAAUCUGAGUGAGAUUCAAAAGGAGAAAAUACUUGACAGUGAGGAAAGGGAGGUUAGGGAAGACGACUUGUACAGCAAAGUUGACUUACUGAAAGCUGAAUCAGAAAAACUAAAGGAAGAAUUAAAAGCAAAAGGAGUUCUGAUUGCUAGCUUGACUGACGAAAAAGCCAAGUUGUUCAAAACGGUCGCAGCCUUAGAGGAGAAGCUGGAAAAAUCCGCCCAGGUUGUUGCGGAACUGCAACAGCAAUGUGACUUGACAAGGGAACAGUUUGAAACUUUGAGAAUCGAGAAAGGUCAUCUGCAAGAAGAGAAGGAUGCAUCCCUGAUGCAAAAGAGCCAGGACAAGUUUAUUCUGGAGAAUUCUGCCAAGAAACAGCGAGAACUUGAAGAGAGGUUACAGGAGGAAUUGAAGGAUAAGAACAAACUGUCAGAUUCGUUGAAAGAUAUGGAAAGGAUGCUUGCAGAAGAGAGGGAAUGUCUGAAGAUAAAGACAAAGGAGCUUGCUGAAAUGAAGACCCUAUUGAAGCUUGCUGACAAAGAAAAUGAAGAGUCUGUUAAAGAAAAGGAAACAAGAGUAGUCGAACUGACAUUUGCGUAUGAAGAACUUAGAAACAAACUUAUUGAGGAGAGCAGAAAAUUAGAAGAAAAAUGUAAAGAGCUGGAGCUAGUUAAAAAUCAGCUUAAACAAGCACAAGAGAAGAGCGAAGAAAUGAAGGAAGACUAUGAGAGAGAGUUGGACAGAAUCAAGUUUGAAUUGAAGGAUUCCAACAGUGAUUGCAAGUUGUUGCAGGAAGAAAAUGAAGGCCUCAAACAUAAUUCAACUCGAGGCAGAGACCAGGUUGAGUUGGUUCAAGAGAAUAAAAAACUUCUUUUCCAGCUCGAGGAGUCUAAACUGAGGUUUAGUCAUGCAAAGCGUCGUAAAGAAGAGCUGGAAAGUGAACUAGAUCAAGCUAACCUGAAGGUGAUUUCUCUUGAAAGUAAAGGAAAGUCGACCGGGACAGAAGAAAUAAAACGACUUAAGAACCAAGUUAGCGAACUAAACAACGAAAUUCAGAAGUGGAAGGGUAAAGCUAAUAAAGAACAAACAGACCGUGAAGAUAUCACUGGCAAGGACAGGAAGAUAAAUGACCUCAGACGUGAAGUAUGCAAACUGCAGGAAGAAGUUAAAAAAUUGAAAGCUCAGGCUAAAGAGAACUCUAAGGCUGUCGAAACAAACCUAGAAAACCUAGAGAAGCGUUAUCGGGAGAGAGAUAGUGAAUCACCAAGCACCGAACUUGGUACUGUUGGAAAGACCUCAAACGAAUUAAACAAACCAAAUUCCUCCAGAGUGAACGAAGUGAAAACUGUUAGCAACACUGGAGUACUUCUCUCACCACUUGCAAAAUCCUUGUCAAACUUGGAUAUAAAGUCACUGCCUAUGUCUUCUUCCGCUAAGGCAACGCAGCCGACUACCACUAAAGAAACAUUGUCAAGGACUACAAAGGACUCUCAACCCCUGACUCAGAACGACAAAGAUACCGAGGCAAAGGGUUUGGCCGCUGGACGAGUUAUCACUAAACCAAGUGGAACUGUUGAUUCCAAGAAAAGGGCGGGCGAACAAGCCACAGAGAACAACCUUGCCAAACGAUGCCGGUUGUCCAGUUAUAGCCAAGCGGUCGACCAGCUCUCCACGGGGAUGCUCAAAGCUGAUAGUAAGGGAUGUGCCAACAAACCAGGCCCUUCCAUCCAAUCAUCGUCUACUCAACAUGGCAGAACCCCAGGAAUGAAAACCCGGAGUGCAGCAAAAAGAAAUGUACAGGCUGCGAGGAGAGAAAAUCCAGAGUCAACUCGCGCCCAACCACGAGCACAGUUUGCACCUCCAGAGAUGGCUCUGUCACCACGAAGGACAAACAUUUCAAACAUUCCUCAAGGCCCGAGAACGAAGAUCCCUAAACCCGGCAGGAGUCAGGUGCCGAGGCCUGCCGAGACACAAAUUCCUGCUCCCUCUGCAAGACAGCGUAAACCUCGCGGACCACUGGCGCCUAGAGAGAAUGCGUCUAAGCCCGCGGGCGACCAACCAGAGUGCAAGAUGCAGUAGCCACAUGUGCGAGCAACGGCGAGUCCUUGCCUGUUUGUGGUUGCUUAAUUUUUGGUUGUAUUUUUUGAGAGUUACAUUGUAUAAAGCUGUUUAUUAUAGUUCUUUGUAUUAUAUCUAGACAAGAUAGAAUCUCAUAGUGAGCAAAUGCUGUUGAUGUUACAAUACAGCUUACCUCACGACUUAAACCAUAGGUAGUGAACAGUAAGAUUGAAAGAAUCCGAGAUGAAGUAAUUUUAAAUGCUAUUUUAUUUAGUGGCCGAGAAAAAAAAUACCUGUUAGUUAUUAAGCCAUAUUGUUUGUACCUUUCUUAUAUUUCCUCUUUAUCCCUUUCUUUUUGGUUUUUGUUUAUCAAAAAGAAACAUUGUAACCGUAGGAAGUUGAUUCUUGGUGCGUUUGUAUUAAUUUGCCAUAUAAUUAGUGUUAGAUAAUGUUGUUACUGUUGUAAGGAAGCUUUCUUUACGAUAUUACAAAUGUGAACAGCCGUCA
This is a messenger RNA of Orbicella faveolata, 21093 nucleotides long. RefSeq lists its product as uncharacterized. Gene Ontology annotation, cellular component: chromosome, centromeric region; nucleus; spindle pole. Gene Ontology annotation, biological process: regulation of G2/M transition of mitotic cell cycle; metaphase chromosome alignment; mitotic cell cycle. Lineage: Eukaryota; Metazoa; Cnidaria; Anthozoa; Scleractinia; Merulinidae. The record is from RefSeq and is a predicted model, not a curated record. Gene Ontology annotation, molecular function: microtubule binding; dynein complex binding.